GGGCGGUGCCUGCGCGGCCCCCCGCGGCGGCGACGGAGCACUCCCUCCUUCGCUUGCUGCUUGCUGGUGGGUCGGCUGCGGGAGCCGGACGGGAGCGGUGCGGGGCUCGGCGGCUGCGGCGAAGGAGGAGGCGGAGAGAGAAGAGGACGAGGCUCGGGGGCGGCGGCCGAGGCAGAGGACCCUCGGCCCAGGCAGAACGCGGGCUCCAGGCUCCGGGCGGCCAAGGCGGCUGAGGCUGCCGCGCCGCUCUGGGUGUGGCCGGGCUGUCCGGGCCUCCGGCCCCGGGGCUAUGAGCCGCGAGCGCGCGAGCCCGAGCCGCAGCUAGAGGCCGCCCGGCGGCCAGGCGGCCGAGGAGGAGCCGCGCGGCCCAAGCAGCCAUCUUCAGCAGUAUUGUCUGUCACUAAGCGCAAGGCAAACACAGGCUUGGAAGAUGAGUGAGCUGGAGCAGUUACGGCAGGAAGCGGAGCAGCUUCGGGGUCAGAUCAAGGAUGCUAGGAAAGCAUGUGGUGACACAACACUCAGUCAGAUGACAACAAGUCUGGAUUCUGUGGGAAGAAUCCAGAUGCGAACACGGCGUACUCUUCGGGGUCACUUAGCUAAGAUUUAUGCCAUGCACUGGGGAUAUGAUUCAAGGCUACUAGUCAGUGCUUCCCAAGAUGGAAAACUAAUCAUUUGGGACAGCUAUACAACAAAUAAGAUGCAUGCCAUUCCUUUGAGAUCCUCCUGGGUGAUGACCUGUGCUUAUGCUCCCUCUGGUAAUUAUGUUGCUUGUGGUGGUUUGGACAACAUCUGUUCCAUCUACAACCUGAAAACUAGGGAAGGCAAUGUGAGAGUGAGCCGGGAGUUACCAGGUCACACAGGCUACUUGUCCUGCUGCCGUUUCUUAGAUGACAACCAAAUUGUUACAAGUUCAGGAGAUACAACUUGUGCUUUAUGGGACAUUGAAACUGGCCAACAGACCACCACAUUCACCGGACAUACUGGAGAUGUGAUGAGUCUCUCUCUAAGUCCUGACAUGAAAACUUUCGUUUCUGGUGCUUGUGAUGCCUCUUCUAAACUCUGGGAUAUCCGAGAUGGAAUGUGUAGGCAGUCUUUCAUUGGGCAUGUGUCAGAUAUUAAUGCUGUCUGUUUCUUUCCUAAUGGGCAUGCAUUUGCUACUGGCUCUGAUGAUGCCACUUGCCGGCUCUUUGACCUUCGUGCAGACCAAGAAUUGAUGAUGUAUUCUCACGAUAAUAUCAUCUGUGGAAUCACUUCUGUCGCCUUCUCAAAAAGUGGACGCCUCUUGCUAGCUGGUUACGAUGACUUUAAUUGUAACGUAUGGGACACAUUGAAAGGAGAACGUGCAGGUGUCCUUGCUGGCCAUGACAACCGUGUCAGCUGUUUAGGUGUUACUGAUGAUGGCAUGGCUGUAGCAACAGGAUCUUGGGACAGUUUUCUUAGAAUCUGGAAUUAACUGAGUUGUAAUAUGUUUUACGUUCUCCGCUGAGAUCUGGAGAGAUCAAUGCUGCAGCCUGUAGCUGUGAAAUAACAUUUCUACCUUGUAUUUGCAGGUGAAGUUUGGUUUUUUUUUUUCUAUUCACUAUUACACACACACACACACACACACACUCUCUCUCUCUCUCUCUCUCUCUCUCUCUCUCUCUCUCUCUCUCUCUCUCAUUCUCUGUCUCUGUCUCUCACAAAAAGGCUUUCUGUAAACUAGAAUAAAGUGAAGGGGGGGUUGGGGGGAGACCAGUGUAUAAAAUCAUGGUGACAGGAAAGUAAAUACAGACCCAGUUUUAUUUUGGGAAAUUUGGUUAGCUUGAUCUGAGGAAUUUCUGCUUGUGCUCAAAGUCUGCUAAUUCUAUAUUUUCCUGGUAUGGAACAGAAUGCACACACUAUUGCAGUCUCUCCUGUAACAUUCGUGUCUGUAAAAUAUGUUUGCGUUUUUUUUUUUUAAAAAAGAACUACAUUUAUAGCUUUGCAUCUUUCUGAAAUGUCUUAUUUCUGAGUUUUUUGGAGGAUGAAUCAAAUGAUAGCUUUGAAGAAGCUAGGGUCUUUGUGAACUUGCUUUAUGUGGGAAUGAUGCCAUGUCUUCUGAUGUGUGGUUGUGCCUAUGUGUGGGCACUACAGAAGGAUGACUUCCUUUUAUCUGUAAAAUGGGCCCCAGUGAUUCCAUUCUAUUACCUAGAGCCUUACUUCUUAGCCCCUUCCUCUUAAACCUUGAGGAUAAUAUUUUUCCCUUUGUGGUUUCUGGUGCAUCCUUUAACCCCAGAAUUAACUAAGUGCCCACAUUCAUUUGGGACAGAUGAACUAUGUAGAAUCCUGGAAGAAGUGCGCCCACACUUGCCAAAUAGCCAUUUUGUUUUCUAGGACUACACAAGAAAUUUUAGAAUUGACUGUUCAAAGACUAGGUAGUAGACAAAUGGCCAACAUUCUUUGCACAUUCUUCAAGGCAUUCAGUAAUACAAUGACACUAUGAGUGACGUGUCCCACUGUGAACUUAACCAAUUGAAUUUCAUUACACUGAGUUUUUAGGAUAUUUGGAAAAUUUUUCAGGUUGGAUUUUUUUUUUUUGGUUCUUUGCCUCAGAGAUUAAGAAUGAGUUGUUUUUCCUGUAAACCUGAGGAUAUUUCCCAGUAUUUCACCUGAGUAUAUAGGCCUGUUUUAUGUAUAGUUAAUGUAGUUAAGAUAGCACUGUGUUUUGAAUGAAGAGCAUUAUCCCUUGUCUGUAGGUCAGUAACCUUAUUUAAAACCUUAAGUCAACCAUGUUUCUACGAAUUUUAUGACCUCUUAAUUUAAAAUUUAGCUUGGUGAAAAUGGCUUGUGCCUUCACAUUUUAGUAGAUACCAGUGGUCUGUUAAAUUGAAACAUGAAUCACUUAUUUUGUCUAAUUAUUCCCUCUAGUGCCAAGUGUACAUUUCUUAAGCUAUUUUGCUAAUGAAAGUUUGCAUCUAAGCCAAGGGACCUUAAUAAGGGAACCAAUCUCAACAGAGUUUUAAGUAUGCUCAUGCAAUGGCUAAAUUUCCUUACCAGAGUUAUUUUUACUAGCAUUGGUUGUGCCACAAAAGUGGACUAUAAAAAUCAGUAGUCUUUCAGAAAAAUGUGCUUUCCAUCUUGGGUUCCCCUUAGAGUCAUUUAAUUGGUGACAUUGCAGUAAGUGUGGGGAAAUAUCCUGUUGAGUCAUUUUUGUGAACAUGAGCCCAAGAUUCUAUAAAUGUUCUAGACCACAGAUUAUUGCUGAAACCAACAUGAAAUUGUGAUUACUUGUCACUCCUAAUGUCAGCAGUUCCAAACUGUGCCUGUAAGUCUGUCUUGUUUACAAAUAAAGUGUGCCAACCACAACGAAUUCAGUAUCAGUUCUAUAUCAUGUGCUAGAAAGAACACACGUAAGGCCAAUUAGGGAGGUAUAGGACCAAAAUUAUUCUAUACUGUAGAUUAUAAGAACUCCUACAUUUUCAUUUUUGUGUGUGAUGACUUUUAUGUGCUGUACUAAUAAUGGAAUGUCUAUGAGUAUCUUCAUAAAGAGCAGCUCUUUGAGGUCGGGCAGAAUGUGGAUUUUAAAGAUGCAUACAGUAACUCUGAAAAAACAAAUUGUCAUUUGGUUCAAUAUCAUGAAAAAUGGCUAAAAAGCAUUUCUCCUGACAAGGGAAAAGAUCGUAACAAAAGAAUGAGAAGUGCUCGCCAGCAGUUUGGAGCUGCAUGCCAAUGGCCAUAAUUGUCUUUGGCACUUGGACAAGCCACAAGUGUUAUAAAGUCACCAACAAUUUUUUUAAGUGUUCACUUUAAUAUUGAAACAAUUUGAGUAGACCAGCUUGAAAUUGAUGAUCUGAGUUAUUAACAAGUAUGAAAAGUUUAUGCAUAUUAUUGAUGUCAAAAAGUCAUCUUUGUGCUGUGUUGAGUGACUGCCAGUUGUGUCUGAGGCUGUGUUUCAGUAAAUCUAAAAUACGUAGGCUGUCGGUUCCUUUGUUUCUAAGCACCGAAUGGCAUAGCUUGCCAGGUGCUAAAUUUAUCUGCAAAUUGGGAGUCUAGCAUGGUUGCCCAUCACUGAUUUCUGUUAUUCUGUUAGUAUUUAUAAAAUCAGCAAGAAGGUAUACACACAGGAAAUCUACUGUUGUAGAUCUUGAAAUUUGUCAAAAUCGAAACAAUGCCACUCAAGUUCCACUUAUAUUUGUAUCAAAAAUAGUAGCAAUUUGGGAUGCCUGUUAGUAGAAAUAACAAUUUUCCCCUAAUCCUAAAAUUUAUUCAGCUGUUUCUUACUGUACCUUUUCAGUGAUUGACAUUUGAGCAUAGUGCACUUUAUAAUACUUAUGGCAUAAUGAGGUUCCUAAAACUCCUUUAAAGAAGUUGCCUUUAUUUCUUCAUCUCCAAGAGAUUUCACUGAAGCUGUUUAGCAAAUGGCUCAGAUGACCUGGCCUGGUAAUUUGUGUCAUGUGAAGAUAAAUUUGUCUACAGAGAUUCAGAACUGUUGGGUUAUGACAAGCAGCCUGCAACAUCUGCUGCCUCCAGGAAGAGCUGCUCCAUCCAUGGUGACAGGAGGAAUCUAAGAUCGUGUCAUUUUCCUUAUUGGUAGUCAUGGAAUAUUGUGCGCCACAGUAAUACAAAAUAAACUUGAUUUGCUUCUUUGUGAUGUUUGAAGGGAACCCUUUCUGCUUUUUGAUGUGUGCCUCAUGGUUUAAAUAAGAAAUUUCAACUAUGGUUUGUAGGCUCAGAAUUCAUUUCUACAUGAAUUGGAACAAAAUGGAUUGAGUCAUCCCCUAAAUGGGACUAAAACAGUGAAGUUGUAAGCCUGAUUUUGAUGACUUAUGAAGGGCUUCUUUCUAGAAUUUUCCUGACAGAUGUUUUAGAAGACUGAGUGUAAGCAUGAAUGGUACAAGAGUAAUAUCUUAAACUUCUGUUUCUGACAUCCCAUUAAGAUAGUCAUGGAGUUAGCAAAGCCUUCUCAAGUUUGGAUUAGCAAUGCUGUAUGAACUUAGCAGAUCCUACGAUACAUUAUAACCUUUAAAAUUCAAAAAUGUACCACCACUUGUCCCAUUGUGACAUGUUUUAUGUUUAUAAGAGCAUGAAAAACAUCCCAUUAUUUUUCUCCCUUUGUUCAAAGGACAGUCAAUGCCACUAGAUUUUAGUGCUAUACUUUAAAAUACUGGUUAGAAUAGGUAUGAAUUAGUAAAAAACAAAUGCAUUACCUGCUGGGUUCUAUAGCAGGAUGACUGAUUUUAAGACCGCAUUUCAUGUAUAAAUUAAGCAAGCAUGGGCUGGUGGUCCACCUUGUAUUCAGUAAUCUGGCAUGCAUGCUGGUAAAAUUUCUUCCUACACUUUGGAGGCACCACGGGCCUUUUUAUCCAGUUGCUGGUUAUGUAAAAUACAUGCAGAAUGUUAAUGCAGUGUUGUAAUGGUAAAAAUGUGUAAAGUGUUACUAAUUGAUAUAACUGAUAACAGAUUAAAUGUGCCUGACAAAAUCUUGUACCAUACACAGUAUGUUAGGUUUUUGACUAAUAUGGACUUCAGUGGAAUAGUCUUUAGAUAUUUCAAGCCUUUGUUUUACUUACACAAUGGUGCUCUAUUCUGUGUUUUUUCUCCUUUCAAAGAGGCAUUCGAACACUUGUACUACAUAUUACAUCCAAAGGAGUCCAAAUGUAAUUGGUUUUUAAAAACUUUUGUUUUGCAGUCACUGUAUACUAGUCAAAUUUUCCAAUAUAUUUCUUCUCAUCUUACUUAGAAUAUUUGUUUUACACACUCUGCGCUGACUUGUACCAGUAAGUCAGUAACUACUACAAAAGAUGAAUUGAUUCCACACUGCCUUUGGAGUGUGUCUGUAUCCAGAUAAAGUCUUAACAGCUUUAAUUUAAGCUAAUAAAAACCAGGGACUUGUGCCGUGCAUUCUCCAAUAGUGCUUUUGCAUCAAUGACUUCCCUGUGAAAUGGUCACUUGCUAUGAACUUCUCUGUUUAUAGCUUUUUCCAAUGGAUUUGACCUUUGUAUUUGUACAGUGGCUCAGUGAAACAUGUUGCCAUGAGUUGAUAUUGUAACCAAUAAACAAGUGCUUUUAACCAGA
Trichosurus vulpecula (common brushtail) is the source of this 6033-nucleotide messenger RNA. It is a transcript of the gene GNB4, whose product is annotated as G protein subunit beta 4. Gene Ontology annotation, cellular component: heterotrimeric G-protein complex; cytoplasm. Gene Ontology annotation, biological process: G protein-coupled receptor signaling pathway. The record is from RefSeq and is a predicted model, not a curated record. The coding region runs from base 431 to 1453 and encodes 340 amino acids. Lineage: Eukaryota; Metazoa; Chordata; Mammalia; Diprotodontia; Phalangeridae. Gene Ontology annotation, molecular function: protein binding; signaling receptor complex adaptor activity. The transcript is spliced from 10 exons.